This is a messenger RNA of Talaromyces stipitatus ATCC 10500, 657 nucleotides long. RefSeq lists its product as uncharacterized. The transcript is spliced from 2 exons. The record is from RefSeq and is a predicted model, not a curated record. The coding region runs from base 1 to 657 and encodes 218 amino acids. NCBI's taxonomy places the organism in Eukaryota, Fungi, Ascomycota, Eurotiomycetes, Eurotiales, Trichocomaceae.
AUGACUACUCUCAUCCGAUUCAGUCUCGUCUUCUUGACCCUAUUCGGUACAAUCCAAGCCGAACAAAUGCUCGCGUUCGCCCCCGUGACUGCUCUAGCACGCUGGGAUGGUCUCGCUCCCCGACAACUUUUCGGUGACUGUCCAGCAUCAACCCAGACUCUCUGUCCCGACAAACUCGGUUGCUGUCCCAAAGGUGUCGCGUGCACUUAUUCCCGCAGCAUUCCCGUAUGCGAGGAAUCAUGCAAAGGAGGGCCCACCUGUCCCCAAGGCGGUUGUUGUCAAGUUGGAUACAUUUGUGGAACGACCAACAAUUUCUGCACACCUGCACCAACUGCUCCGCCGAAGAAGGUUGAUAAUAAAGAGGAAGCGGUUGAAGCGCCUGUGACUUCUGCUCCUAGUACUACGCCAACCGGUGCUACAGAAGACGCCGAUGAGCACGAAGAGACUACUUCAAGGCCUAGUACACCAACCGUACGAGCAUCCUCUUCUCAUCAUGUGGUCUCCGCAACCAAAACAGCUACUGCGACAACUGCGCGCGAUGGUUCCAAGUACGUCGGUGUACCCAGCGGCUCGAAUACAAAGUCACCCAGCCAAUCUGCCCAGGCCACCAAUUCGGGGGCAUCAUCUCACGCAAGUAGUUUAUCGAUUGGGAAUUGA